Messenger RNA from Phytomonas sp. Hart1, 483 nucleotides. The record is from the annotation of a GenBank genome assembly. Lineage: Eukaryota; Euglenozoa; Kinetoplastea; Trypanosomatida; Trypanosomatidae.
GACCAGAGGCUCGUUCACUCACCAUGACCAAAGGUACCACGUCGAUGGGGCAGCGCCAUGGGCGGACCCACAUUCUCUGCCGCCGGUGUGGCCGCAACGCCUACCACGUGCAGUGGGAGCGGUGCGCGGCCUGCGCCUACCCCCGGCCCAGCCGACGGCGCUAUAAUUGGUCGGUGAAGGCGAUCAAACGACGACGAACGGGGACCGGCAGGUGCCGCUACCUCAAAGUUGUGAACCGCCGCAUCGCAAACCACUUCAAGACCCCCAAGGCGUAAACUGGAAAUGCAUAAAAUAACAAAAAGCCAGGGGUGAAGAAGCGGAGGGCGGGCUACCGGAAGCUCGCGGCUUCUUCGAGGUCCAGAAAUUACUUCGAUUUUUCAUUUUCUCAUCUGAGUAAAAUAAUGAUACCACGUAAUAUCAAAAAGACCGUCUCGUUUCUUUUCCAAAAGGAAAAGGGACAGGUCUUUUGCAUACGGACGCCUU